AUCGACGUGCUUCACGAUGGAGUAUAUCGUGCCUGUUCUCCCUGUUGUGCGGGCGACGGCGAAGUGGGCUCUGGCUAUUGGUGCCACGACUCUGGCCAUUACGGGAGCCUUGUUGUACACCUUCCAGAACUCCAUCAUCUACCCUGCGUCUAUGCCCGCUGGCUCUCGCACUAACGUUCCUAACCCUUCGGACUUUGACUUCCCCUCCUCCUGCUGGGAGGAGAUCGUCCUUGACACACCCGACAAGGAGAAGAUUAGGGCGUACGUGAUUUUGCAGGAAAAGGCACCGGAGAAGAGAAAUACUGUCUUGCUUUUCCACGCAAAUGCGGGGAACGUCGGACAUCGCUUACCCAUCGCGAAAGUGUUCUGGGGUCGCAUGGGAUGUAAUGUCGUUAUGCUGUCCUAUCGUGGCUAUGGCCUAAGCACAGGAACCCCCUCGGAGAAAGGAAUCAAGAUUGAUGCACAGGUAAUGCUGGACUACGUACUCCAGCACCCGGUGUUGAGUAAGACGCCGUUGAUUGCGUAUGGACAGAGUAUCGGUGGGGCGGUGGCGAUUCACACCGUUGCGACGUAUGAGAAGAAGUUCAGGGGUUUGGUUAUUGAGAACACUUUCAAGAGCAUUCCCAGUUUGAUUCCGAGCGUCAUGCCCAUCGCAGCCCCCUUCAGCCUCCUCUGCCACCAAAUCUGGGACUCGGAAAAGUGCAUCGCAAAGAUCGAAAACGUACCAAUGCUCUUCCUCGCCGGCGCCCGCGACGAACUCAUCCCGCCUGAGAACUUCCGAGGUCUGUACGACGCAGCAACUAAAUGCCCAAAGAGAACAUGGAAGGUGUUUGGAGGUGGCGGGAUACUUCCAGGCGAUUGUGGAUUGGCUGGAUUGCGAGCGGGAGAAGGAGGAGAUGUAAUAGUUCAAGUCAUCCUGGUGAUCGCGUGUUCCUGCAGACGCGGGUUGCAGUCGAGUGUGUAUUUUGGCGAACUUGCCACCAAGAGGCAAAAACACCAAGAGGCAAUCUUUGGUCAAGGAGUAGCAUUCAUUCCAGUGAUACCAUUGCAUCAACAGCAUUCAAUCAGUGCAAUGGACUCUUCUGUUGCCACUCAGUCACUACCCAAUGGUCCACCUCCAUCGCAGACACCAGCUCCCAGAAAUAAGAGACGAGGCCCACGUCGCAACAAGCCCGCCAAUGAGCAAAACGGCGAUGCGCAAGAGCAGCAACCAGCCGGUGGCGAGCAGCCUCAACAGCAGCGAAGACCGCCUCGGCAGCGCCAGCCGAAGGAGAAUGCUGGCGAGAAUGCGAUCGAGGAUGUGGAGGUAAAUGGAGAAGCAGCAUCUACGAAGCCGAAGAGGCCGAGAAAUAGGAACAGGAGGGCGAAGGGUGUGCAGGCGGCGGCUGCGGAGGGUGAGGCACCAGCGGAGGGAUCUGCGGCGCCUCCUGUUCAGCAACAAGCGCAACAACCACGACCGAGACAGCCUAUGCCAGGACGACGCCAACAUGUCUUUUCUGGUCAGCUGUCGGGCGAAGCAGGUGCACCAACCAAUGGUCCCAGGAGUCUUCAGCCCAUGGCACCGGCAUUUGUUCCCUCUCAGGUCGAGUUCGGGCAACGGGCGAGACCGCAUACGCAUAACCGCUCAGUACCGGCGAUGUCAAACGAAGCAAAGGUUGAAUUAACCGAGUCUACCGAUUUGAUGACACGUCUACACGAAGGUCUGAAGAGAGAAUGCCACGAAUGUAUGUUCUGCCUUGACAAUAUCAGGUUGAGUCAGCAAACCUGGUCAUGUACGGGCUCGUGCUGGGCUGUAUUCCAUCUCAAGUGUAUCACGAAAUGGGCGAAGAGUUCGUUGGAGAUGAAGGAGGGAACUACGGAGGCGAAGGAGAAUUGGAGGUGUCCGGGGUGUCAGCAAACGUACGGCCGCGCAGAAGUACCAAAACAGUACAAGUGUUGGUGUGGGAAGGUUGAGAACCCGGUUGUGGAUAGGUUUUUGACACCGCAUUCAUGUGGAGAGAUUUGUGGCCGGGGGAGGAGUGAUGGGUGUCCACACGCGUGUACGCUCCCAUGUCAUGCGGGUCCAUGUCCGCCGUGUACGGCUAUGGGACCCGUACAGACUUGUUUCUGUGGAAAACAUACGAAGCAGGUUAGGUGUGUUGAUACGGAUUAUGAGAAGGGGUAUGGCUGUGGUGAGAGGUGUGGGGAGUUGAUGGCGUGUGGGGAACAUGAGUGUGAGAGGGACUGUCAUGAGGGGCUGUGUGGAAGCUGUACGGCGGUUAGUGAGGAGAUGUGUUAUUGUGGGAAAGAAGUGAAGGGGGUUGCUUGUGGUGAGCGCUUGGAUGAUCGGACAAGUAGGAAGGAUGGGGAGGAGUGGUGUGGGAAGUGGGAGUGUCAAAAUGCGUGUGAGAGGGCUUUUGAUUGUGGGGUUCACAAGUGUCAGAAGGCGUGUCAUCCGUUGGAUGAGGAGGUGGCAAAGUGUCCGCAGUCUCCGGAAGUGGUUGAUUCGUGUCCAUGUGGCCAAACCAAGCUCGAGGACCUGGAGGAUGCCCCGAGGACCAGGUGCACAGACCCGAUCCCGACGUGUCGCAAGCAGUGCAAUGCGUUGCUCGAGUGUGGCCAUACCUGCGAAGCCCGCUGUCACCACGGUGAACACCCCGUCUGCAAGAAAUCCAUCGAGCUGCCUUGUCGCUGUGGCUCCUCCAUGACCGAGACGAAUUGUCAGGAGAUCGCCGAAGGCUUCGAGCCCCGUUGCGAGCGUACCUGUCACGCACUCCGCUCCUGCGGCAAACACGAAUGUUCCCAGAAGUGCUGUGCAGGCGCACCCAAGGCCGAGAAGCGUAUCGCAGCCCGUAAAGGCAUGGGUCGCGCUGCCGCACGUCUGGCUCGUGAUUACGAGGAUGUCGAGGCCGAACAUGUUUGUACACUGACGUGUGGUAAGCAGCUCCAGUGUGGAAACCACACGUGCCAGUUGUUGUGUCAUCCUUCGUAUUGUCCUUCGUGUCUUGAGGCAAGUUUCGAGGAGUUAGUGUGUCAUUGUGGACGGACGAGAAUUAUGCCGCCAUUGCCUUGUGGAUACAAGUUACCACCGUGUCCGCAUCCGUGUAAGAGACGGAAGGCGUGUGGGCAUCCAUCCGUUCCGCAUAAUUGUCAUCCUGAUGAGGAGAAGUGUCCUAGGUGUCCAUACCUGACUGAGAAGCGAUGUCUCUGCCAGAAGAAGAUGGUGAAGAACGUACCUUGCUGGAAGGAGGAAGCAAGUUGUGGUGAGAUUUGUGGUAAGCUCCUGAAGUGUGGUGGUCACCGGUGCAGAAAGCUUUGUCAUGCUGGUGAGUGCGAGACGGAGUGCACGCAGGUUUGUGGAAAGCCCAGGAAGACUUGUGGGCACCCGUGUGGCGAGCAGUGUCAUAGUCCGUUUGCAUGCCCGGAGGAUGAGAAGCAUAGAUGUAAGGCGAGGGUUGUUACUACGUGUGCUUGUGGUACUGUGAGACAGGAGGUUGUCUGUGGGGCCAGUACUAAGACGGAGACGACCGGCAAGAAGGAGCUGCCGUGUACCGAAAAAUGCGACAAACUGCAACGCAAUAAGCGAAUGGCCGAAGCGCUCGGUGUUGACGGCGACAAGACUUCUGAAGUCGCGCUUUCCGUUUACACGGAUGACAUCCUGGAAUACUAUAGGACCAACAAGCUGUGGGCGACUUCCAUCGAGAAUUCUCUCAAGACAUUCGUGGCUGGAGACAAAAAGAUGUUAUCCUUCAAGCCAAUGAAGCGUGCUCAGCGAGGCUUUGUACAUGCCAUGGCCGAAGCGUAUGGAAUGACUUCACAAAGUCAGGAUCCAGAUCCAUUCCGCAACGUUGUCGUUACGAGGACGUCCAACACCAUCGUUCCUCUGACCACUCUUGCUCAGGCUGCGACAUCUCGUACGAACUCUGGUGCGGCGACGCCUUCUGGCUUGCAGCAGAUGCAGACGAAGACGACAUCGAAGGCUUACAAUGCCUUCUAUCUGGAAGCUGUCCGCAUUGGUACAGAACAGGCAGAGCUUGCGAGGGUUCUUGAACCCGCUUUGGGACCGAGCCCACUGAAGUUCUCGAUCAAGUGGGUGACUGAUGAGGAUGUGCUGCUCGAGCCUCUCCCCUCUUCGCUGUCGGUGAUCGAGGUGGAGGUUGCUCUCGCGUCUAUCAAACCGUCACUGAAGCGAGUCGUUGCUUCUACUGGUAUUGCGAUGUUUGCUGAACUUUGUUGGAUUGGCAGGGAUGGUAAGGUGUCCUACCGCGAGUCCACCAAGGUUGCUGGCGCUUCGGGAGCGGGUGCCUGGGGGAAGAAGCUUACUCCUGCGACGACAUCCAUAGCAAAUGCCUUCAGUAUGCUGAACCUGGCCGGUCCGCCUGAGCAAAGAGCUUCUGCUAGUUCAUGGAGGAAGCCCGUGGAGGUACCCGAAGUGAAGCCUGUUGCGAACGAGCCAGUUCUAGAUGAUUGGCAAGCGAUGAUUGACCCUGAGGAACUAAUCAGCCCAGAAGAGGAGCGUGAGUUUUUGGAUAGAUUAGAUUAAUUAGCAUAGGUUACACCUCUGGGUGGCAAUAAAGUCAAGAAUCACUGGAUGAUCUGACAUAGUCUGGUUCUUUAGCAAAAGUCCAAGAUG
Messenger RNA from Saitoella complicata NRRL Y-17804, 4612 nucleotides. RefSeq lists its product as uncharacterized. The record is from RefSeq and is a predicted model, not a curated record. Gene Ontology annotation, molecular function: DNA-binding transcription factor activity, RNA polymerase II-specific; RNA polymerase II transcription regulatory region sequence-specific DNA binding; zinc ion binding. NCBI's taxonomy places the organism in Eukaryota, Fungi, Ascomycota, Saitoellomycetes, Saitoellales, Saitoellaceae. The coding region runs from base 17 to 4522 and encodes 1501 amino acids. Gene Ontology annotation, biological process: negative regulation of transcription by RNA polymerase II. The transcript has 4 exons. Gene Ontology annotation, cellular component: nucleus.